AUGGCCAAGAAGAUGGAGACCAUGGCUGAGGUGGGCCUUUCACACGCGGAGGUGAUGAUGGUGGGGCCGAUGGAUGGCUUGGAGUUUCACCCUUUGAAUUUCUCGGAGCGGCCAGAAGAGCACCGGCGUCUGGACGUGAUACUGCACAAGCUCUCGGAGGACAUCAUGUUCAGAGACGUGCAACCGGAGGGGGAUGCUCGACUGUCGUGGAUCGAGGCGUACCUGGAUCGAAACCCCAAGACCGCCAUCCUCGAUCCGAUCGACAGAGUUUCAAACUGCAUCAAUCGGGUCACUACCCUCAAGCUUCUCGAAGACGCGUAUCGACGGCACGGGGCCGCCGGGGGCAUGCCCCGCCCUCCCCGCUUCAUGGUUCUCGAAGAUCACGAGCCUUCAGGCCCGGGGGCUGAUGGUGGGAUCGUUCCCAGGAACGGUCUCGCCUUUCCCGUGAUCUGCAAACCCGUCGAGGCUUGCGGGACACGAGGGUCGCACACGAUGGUGGUCGUUCUCGACCAAGCGGGCGUGUCCGCGCUCACGCCCCCGGUCGUGGUGCAAGAGUGCAGGAGCCACGGCGCCAAGCUCUUCAAGGUGUGUGUUAUUGGAGACGAAGUCCGUGUGCACGAGAGGCCUUCUUUGCCAGACCUUCCUCCCGGACUGACGGGCUCUUUCGCGUUCGACAGCCAGAAACCUUACCCAGCACUAGAAGAGGUUAAGGCUGCCAGUGCCGCGACCCGAGCAAGGUCGGGUCGGUUGCAAGGACAACCGCCAACCGCCGGGAACGGAACAACACCCGGACACAACGGCGAUCCCUCCCGCUCGGCAUCUUCCGCAGAGGAGGUACCAGGACAACUCCGUCAAGCGAACGGAGAGAGAUCCGGUAAAAGCAGCAAGCCGCCACUCCCACGACCGAAGGCGCUGAGGGACAGGGGCCCGGACAUCCGACAGGCUUCAGCUUGUACGCCGACGGGAGCAGUGGCACCGGCGUCGACGACCACAACGUGGUCGUCGGCAUCGUCGUCCCGGCAACCGAGCAGAGCGAAGCUGUCCCCUGGCCCAGCGGUAGCGCCGGAGGCGGCGGCGGCGGCGGUGGCGACGCUGCCGGCGGAGCGGGCACACCCGCCUUCUUUGUCGUUGGAGGCGGCAAAGCUUGCGGCGAGAAGGAUGAGGGAGACUUUCGGACUGUCGCUGUUCGGGUUCGACCUCAUCGUCGACCGGGCCACGGGGGAGACGUUCGUCAUCGACGUCAACUACUUCCCCAGCUUCAAGGACUUGGCGGAUUUUCCGCAGGUGCUGCGACGACGACUGAAGGAGGUUGUGGCGACAGCCGGUCGCAAAUCGGGAGCUGAGGGUUUACCGUCAAAGGAGCGAGCAGACUGAUGAUCCGGGGGUUGUGGUGUGUUGUUGACACGUGCGUCCACGGCUCAAAGCGGCUGAAUAAGUUUACAAAUGACCUGUCGGAGAGGAGGAAUGCUGUUGUUUCUCCGUUUGAAAUUGUGUUCGGUGUACAAUAGUCCGUCCGUGUUUGAAAUGGUUUUUCUAAGUGGUUUCUCCGUUUUUGAAAUUGUUUUUGCUGCCCGAAACGUGGAGAAGGUUUACUGAAGGUUUACUGAAGGUUUACUCACCAAAACUGCUGUGGUUUCGAGUGAUGGGUGGUUUACUACGAGGUAGCUGGUCACAACGUUUUUGCCACGGGUGUAGUCUACAAUUGUAGUUUUUGUGUUUGGUUGCCGGCAGGCAAGGCAGCGCGGACACAAGUGAUUUCGAGCAGAGCAGCGCAUGUAUGUCUCCCUCGUUGCUACCUGUACGAGCACAAACAGAGGUGGACUUCUGUACCCCCUUGCUUCGUGAGAUUUUCGCCUUCCGAGCGAGCGAGCGAAUACGCUAAAUAGCUAUAUAAUGGUGCUGGCGACAUCCAGAACCUACCUCUGUCUUCGCUGCUAUUAAAUAGGGGUUUCCCGUUAGAGUGCUGGUUAGGGAAGGCGAUGAGCGAAACAACGAGGGCGCCCGACUGACACCUAUGCAUAUAACGGAUGAUCAGUCGUGGCAAUGAUGCAACUUUCCACGGCACGACUCGCCUUGGUCUUGUCCGCGUUUUCCCGAAACUCAACCCCCGGUAAU
This is a messenger RNA of Ectocarpus siliculosus, 2115 nucleotides long. Lineage: Eukaryota; Phaeophyceae; Ectocarpales; Ectocarpaceae. The record is from the annotation of a GenBank genome assembly.